AUGCUCAACGCAAAGGAGCUGGCGCGGGUUCUGAACGCCAACCUGCACCCACAGUUCUUCUCGUCGUGGCUUGUUAUGUCACCAAACGCCACACUUCUAGCUUACUCGGGUAGCCCCAAUAUCCAGCAACUGCGCGACCAGGCUGCACUGCUCUCUCAGAUAUGGCGGGAGCAGAAGGCUAAACUCGGAGGUCAGUCUUCAACCAGUCUAACAGACCACUUCUCCAGCAGCGCGUCUACCGCGAGCACAAUUGCCGAAGGCGCGUUGGAAACGCUUACCAUAGAGAAUGCAAAAUCAAAUAUUAUCAUCCGGGCCGUGCAACCACGGCUUCUGCUGGUACUGAUUGGUGGCUCGCCUCCGCGCCGCCCCUCAAAUUUCUUCAAGCUCACAGCCGAAGCUCGCGGGGACCCACGAUAUCCACCCGAACUUGUGUCGCCUGAUUCUGGCUCUGCAGGAAGCGCGCACGACUCGGUAAGAGGGGACUCGCCUCCUGCUGAAGUACUCACCCACGACCACGAGAGCUUUGUGGCCGACCCCCCUGCUCAGUCGCAGCACCGGGAUCUGAGCGAACAUGAGAAGAUUGAGAUUCUCGACUUGCAGCGAAGGAAGAUCGAUGCCGCGACAGAGUUCAUACGCGGCGACUUUGAGUCGAAGAAGUUUGUCAUGCCAGACGAGAUCUCGAUUCCUUAA
Molecule: messenger RNA, 690 nt
Organism: Verruconis gallopava
Lineage: Eukaryota; Fungi; Ascomycota; Dothideomycetes; Venturiales; Sympoventuriaceae
Exons: 2
Coding region: 1-690 (229 amino acids)
Source: RefSeq, a predicted model, not a curated record